UGUCACGAAAAAAACCACGACGCAUUCAGCAAUUUUCGAGAUUCGCACGCGUUUGACCAAAAUAAUUGAACGGAUUUAUCAAUAAAAAUGAAAGUCACCGAUAAAAGUAACGAGAAAAAGCGGAAAAUCAAGAAAAAACCUAUAGAUAAAAGCAAAAAACAGCUAGUCUUGGUCGUCGCGCAAGAAAUCAAAUUUGCCAGAUUACUUUCUGGAAACGAGAAGAAAACGCGUGACCGUGUGCUUAGAGCGUUGAAAAAAUGGCUUGUUAACUGUUUUGAAAAGAAUUACGAAUUUAAAGAAGAUGAUUUCACAAGAGUGUGGAAAGGCCUAUUCUAUGCUGUAUGGAUGUCAGACAAGCCUCUGGUUCAGGAAGACCUCUGCGAAAGCAUCGCCGGCAUCCUGGAUCUGUUCCCGACGGAGCAGCUCUCCAAUGCCAUGCUGCUCGCCAAGGCAGGCUUCAAGAUGCUGGCCACUGAGUGGUUUGGGAUAGAUCAGCACCGGAUUGAUAAGUUUCUUAUGUUGGUGCGUCGCUACCUGCGCGGCGCCCUGCGCUGUGUGCACCGCAGUGGCUGGACAGAGGACGCCUGCAACCAGUUCGCCAACAUGCUCUCUGGCAAGGAUGGAUUGCUGUCGUUAAAAACGCCCCUGUACGCGCGCAACGCCAACUCGCUGGUCAUACACAUCGCCGAUUGUUAUCUGGAAGAAAUCUCCAAGGUGUCAUCCGGAGAAAUAUCCCCAGAAUCUCUGGUUAUCCUACUCCGGCCGUUCAUGGCAUACCUGAGCCAGGGCUCCGCUCCAGCCAUAUGCAUCGCUUCGAGGAGGGUACUGACUGAGUUGCUCAAACACGGAGACCCAGAGGACGCAGAAGACUCUGAGGAGGAGGAUGAUGAUGAAAAGGAUUCAGACGAAGAAGAUGCUGCAGAUGAAGAAGACAGAGAUGAUGAUGAUGAAGUGAUGACCAAUGGAGCUCUAGACCCGCGCGCAGGCCGAGUGGACGUGGUGCUCCACCCGAUGCCGGUGCCGGCUGCAGGGCUCGUCGCGGUGCUCAAACAGUACUUAGUGCAAGCUAAGGGUGCUGGGAAUCGUCGGGCGCGACAUUGUAUUCAACUAUUGGAGCAGUUCGCAUCGGGCACACACCCGUUCGCGCCCCCCUCCCCCACCAUAGACGCGGGUCCCCCCCUCAAGCCCACCAAGACGGCUAAAGCUCUGCGGGCGCUUGAGAAGAAACUCGUCGCUAACGGAGACGAACUGGCUUUAAGAGGUCUGAGCCGGAAGCACCGGAAGCGUCUGCUGGCCAAGUCCCGCGCCGGUCUGUCCAUCGUCGAGGACGUCCAGACAACCAAACAGAAACCCAAGACCUCCAACGGCGAUUGGCAAGUUGAAGAAACGGGAGAAGUUAUUAAAAACAAGACGAAACGGAAACGGGCCAACAAAGAGAACGAGGCGGAACCUAAAAUUAAGAAACAGAAGCUCAACAAACUAGAAAACACGGAAAACCAGGAGAAAAAAGUGAAAAACAGUGUUAAGAAACAGAAAAAUAAUAAGGUAAACGAUAAAGUUAAAAAUAAUGUUAAACCGGUGAAAAAUGAUGUUAAGGAUGUUAAAAAUAGUGUUAAGAAAGUUAAAAAUAAUGUUAAAGACGCUAAGCAUAAUGUUAAGGAAGUGAAAAACAGUAGUAAAGUAACAAAUGAUUUUAAAGUUAAAAAUAGUGUUAACAUAGUUAAAGCUAGUGUUAAACAUGUUAAUGUUGCAGAUAAAAAAGAAACUAAAUUAAGUAAAAAAGAAAAAACUAAACACGCUAAAGAUGGCGAAGCUAAAUUGCUGGUUAAUAACAAAGUUAAGAAAUUUCAAAAGCAAGAUAAGAAUGUUAGUUUGAAUUCCAUGUCUACGCCAAAAAAGGUGAAAUUCGUGUUGAAAAACAACUCGAUGCAGGGAACGGUGGACUAUUACAAGAGUAUAAGGGAGAGUCCAAAUAUACCUUUCGACAGUUCUAAGCGGCCGAGUAAGACGAAUUUAAAGGUAUCGACGCCUUCACCGAUAAAUCCUUUUUUUAAGAAGAAAAUGACGAGACGAGCGAGUUUUGGAGCGCAAAUUGUAUUUUAAAUUUUAAAGUAAUUUGUAAUAUUUCUUUAAAGAAGUAUUAUUAGAGUUAGACCAAGAUAAGUCUGCAGCGAUUUUAACAGCACACGCAGUAGUGUUAUUUAUACGUCAUAAAUUCAUAGAAGUUUGACGUUUAAAAUGACACUUGUCUUGGUCUAACUCUAGCGCCACUUGCACCAUUCCACUAACCCAGGGUUAACCAGUAAAACCGCUAACCCAGUGUCAAAUUGUACUGGGUAAUCAUAGUAACUCCAAGUUUAACCUUUUAACCCCUGGUUAGGUGAAUGGUGCAAGCGGCGCAAUGAUUUAACCCGGUUUUUUUAAGAUCAUUUUUUUUCUAACCUCAAAAGUAGUGUUAAUUAACUUUUUCUUCCGAAAUGCUAGGGUUCCUAUGAUCGGUAUCUAAUAUUGUGGUACAAUAAUAUGUAAACGACACUAUAAUUCAGUACAUAGUUACUCAGAUAUAUUUUGGAGGAAAAAAGUUACCACUACUUUUGAGGUUAUAAAAUUUGAAAAAAAAAAAAACGGAGUAUACUCGGUAAUACUUUGUUGAAAAGUAAUUGUUUUUAUUUCUAUACUUUGAGUAAACACUAUGUUUAACAAGUUUGAAAUUUUAUGAAAUGAUUUUCUUGUAAUUGUAAAUUUCUUGAAAGAUUUUUAAUAGUUGAAUUGAUAGCAUAAGUUUUAUUU
Molecule: messenger RNA, 2790 nt
Organism: Cydia splendana
Lineage: Eukaryota; Metazoa; Arthropoda; Insecta; Lepidoptera; Tortricidae
Gene: Nnp-1
Product: ribosomal RNA processing protein 1 homolog
Exons: 11
Coding region: 88-2103 (671 amino acids)
Biological process (GO): rRNA processing
Cellular component (GO): nucleus; preribosome, small subunit precursor
Source: RefSeq, a predicted model, not a curated record